Castor canadensis (American beaver) is the source of this 1203-nucleotide messenger RNA. Its product is annotated as arylacetamide deacetylase-like 2. Gene Ontology annotation, cellular component: membrane. Gene Ontology annotation, molecular function: carboxylic ester hydrolase activity. The record is from RefSeq and is a predicted model, not a curated record. Lineage: Eukaryota; Metazoa; Chordata; Mammalia; Rodentia; Castoridae.
AUGGCAUACAAAAUUCUGUGCUUGGGAUUGCUUUGUGUAGUCUUUGCUUAUUAUAUUCAUACGCCCAUGCCAGAAAACUUUGAAGAGCCUUGGAAAAUAGGACUCAUGGAUGCUGCUAUGAAGAUGACUUCCCUCACAGGUCUGUUAUUUGAAAAUAUAGGUUUGAUGAAAUAUGAAGAAUUAUUUUACUCAUUAACAUCGCUGCUCCUUACAAAAGCAAUUUCAGAUGAAAAUAUUACAGUGACUGACACAAACUUUAGUGGAAUUCCUGUUCGCUUGUAUUUGCCAAAACGGAAGUCAGAAAGACAGAGACCAGCUGUAAUUUUUCUUCAUGGUGGUGCCUUUGUCUUGGGAAGUUGCAAACUGGAGGCCUAUGACUUCCUGAACAGAUUGGUGGCAAACCAGCUUGACGCUGUUGUUGUGGGAGCAGACUACAGACUAGCUCCUCAAUAUCAUUUCCCAGUUUCCCUUGAAGAUUCUAUUUUUGCAGUCAAGUUCUUUCUACAGGAUAAAAUUCCAGUGAAGUAUGAUGUGGACCCCACCCGCAUCUGUAUCUCAGGAGACAGUUCUGGGGGCAUGCUGGCAACACAAGUGACUCAACUGCUACAGAAUGAUCCAGGAUUCAAAGGUAAAAUUAAGGCACAAGCCUUAAUCUACCCAGGCUUACAAUUUCUGGAUACUUUGAUGCCAUUUCAUGUAGAGUAUGAACAUGAUCCGAUUCUGCCAAGGGAUAUAGCGAUUAAACUGGGAUCCCUAUAUAUGACUAAAGACAAAGCACUGCCCCAAGCAAUGUGGAAGAACCAACAUAUGCCGCAAGGAUCCAGACAUCUAUUCAAGUUUGUUAACUGGAGCGCCUUCUUGCCAGAGAAGUAUAAAAAGAACCAUGUUUACACUGAACCAGUUACUGGACAAUUUAAUGCUUCCUAUCUAGAAAUUUUGGAUAGUAGGUUGUCACCUUUGCUAGUUCAUGAUUCUGAGUUACAGAAUUUGCAAUUAACUUAUAUCCUUACUUGUGAACAUGAUAUCCUAAGAGAUGAUGGACUUAUUUAUGUCACACGACUUAGGAAUGUUGGAGUUCAAGUUAAUCAUGACCAUAUAGAGGAUGGAGUCCGUGGAGCUCUAGCAUUCACGCCACCAUUUAAUUUACGUUUAGGCUUUAGAAUCAGAGAUAAGUAUAUUCGUUGGUUAGAAAAAAAUCUGUAA